AUGCCAUAUCGGCAGCUGGGCACGUUCAGAAUCAUGAUGGGUGGCCAGAAGAGCCCGAUCGCGCCUGGACAGAUCUGGCGGGUGCCAUCACUAGGCUACAUGGCACUCACGAUGAUUCCCACCGCGACCGAUCGGAAGGAGUCGCGAAAUCACCGGAGGCUGGACCAUUCGGUGCCUCAAGCAUCACCGCCCGCCCCGAACCUCCCACCGCUUCCCGCCUCGCCCUCUUCCACCUCGUCCACCACCACUCUACCCUCCACUCCCUCCACGCCUCCCCCUUCCUCCAUCAUGGCUCCGGCAAAGCAAGGCCAGAGCUCCGAGCACCAUGGCGCCGUCUUCUCCGUCUCCGGUCCUGUCGUAGUGGCCGAGCACAUGAUUGGUUGUGCCAUGUACGAGUUGGUGAGUGACAGCUGGAAGCUUCCCCCCUCCGGUAGCACCAGACUGGACUGA
Penicillium lagena is the source of this 450-nucleotide messenger RNA. RefSeq lists its product as uncharacterized. The transcript has 2 exons. NCBI's taxonomy places the organism in Eukaryota, Fungi, Ascomycota, Eurotiomycetes, Eurotiales, Aspergillaceae. The coding region runs from base 1 to 450 and encodes 149 amino acids. The record is from RefSeq and is a predicted model, not a curated record.